Molecule: messenger RNA, 1666 nt
Organism: Prorocentrum cordatum
Lineage: Eukaryota; Dinophyceae; Prorocentrales; Prorocentraceae
Source: the annotation of a GenBank genome assembly
GCGGGCCCCACCGCGCCGCUCGCCCCCCGCCAGCGAUGGCGCAGCGGGCGCCCGCGGAGCCCGCGGAGGCGCCGCAGCCUGGGGACCGGCGCGUGCGGCCGCGCACCGCCGCAGCGGCCGAGGCGCUCGCCGAGCCUACGGCCCGCAGCCCGAAGGCGACGGCGCCCGCGGCGGCGCCGGGGCCGGGCGCGCCAGAGGCGUCCACAUCCGCGGCCGCGGGGGAGCGGGCCACAGAGGGCCACCUCGCGCAUCCGGUGCUGCGGCUGAGGGAGGCCCGCGGCGAGGGCGUCGGCGAGGUCUUCUUCGAGUUCCGCAACACCCCCGCGAGCGAGGUGCGCAGGGUGGACACCGAGGAGGACCUCCGGGCCCUGCUCGCGGAGCAGGCCGCGCGCGCGGCGAGGACGGCCGAGCAUUGGGUGCGGCAGCCGCGCGCCCGCUGGAUCACCCAGAUGGUCGAGGAGCUGCCGCCGUCCAGCCGCUCGCGCCUCUCCGCGCGCCACGCCCGCCUGCGGAUGGCCACGGUGCCGAGGGAGGAUGUCGCGGGGCGGUGGAUGGAGACCAUGGAGUUUGCGAGCUACGUGCUGCACCUCUGGUUCGAGGGGCGGUCGCUUGAAGACGUGCUGGCGCGGGCGGAGGAGCUGGGGCACACGGGCCCCGACGGGCUCCCGGGCUGCAUCCUGCACGGCUCCUUCGCUCGCGAGAUCUCCAGCUCCAGAGACGUGGACUUCGCUGGGCUGCUGCCGAUGGUGAAGCGGAUGUCCACCAGAGACGACGGGCUUCUAUCCGUGUACAAAGUGUGCGCCCACAACUGUUUCGACCAGGAGCAGGUGCACUCCCUGCGGCCAGAUGAGCUGCAGCCCCUGGAUGGCCAGGGCUCUUUGAACACCACCUGGGACUUCGGAUUCGGCGCAGGCGGGAGUGGCGUAGAUUUGAUCGACGACUUCCAUAGGCAGGUGGAUUCGUCGCUUCGUGACUGCGACGCUGUGAGCUUGAAUCGACGGUUGUAUCUAAUCUGGAAGUUCCAGCACUAUGUCACGUCGUACCAUCAGGACACGCACGUGCCGCCGCACUUCACGAUUUACAACCAGGUGUGCGGCUACAGCGUCUUGAACUUCCUGCCGCUGCUGGUCGGCCUGUUUGUGACCCACGUCGGGAGGGCUGGCCCGCUCGAGCUCCAGAGGGUCCUGGGCGAGCUGGACCGCCGGGGCGUGGGGUCGCUGGGGACGCUGGGGCCGGACAGGGUGGCGCUGAUCACGCCGUUCGGCUCGCACGGCGUCUGGGUGCCGUCCGUCGCGCACAACCCGUCGCUCAGGCCCUUCGAGGUGUCGCUCAUGCGGGCGGCGGAGCUGUACGCGCGCCCCGUGCUCGACCGCACCAGGCAGGCGCUGCGCGGCGGGCGGUGGAACCACGCCGUGGAGCCCACGGCCGCGGAGCAGGCGCAGGCCCGGGCGUUCGCGGCGGCCCAGGAGCGGAUCUGCGAGGACCUAGGCCUGACCAGAUCGGAGUGGGCCCUGCUGGCCCGGGAGACCUGGGAGGCCUGGUCGCAGGACAGCGACGAGGAGCAGGAGCGCUGCCAGUGACGCCCGCGGCAGGCCGUGCCCCGGGCGCCCGUGUGCAGCUCUGGCCCGCGAUGGCUCGGAGGCUGGCCGAUGUGCGACUGGAAGCA